UCUAUCUACACACACACAGAAGGUCAGCAUUUUGCAGAGAGACUGGUAUGAUUCAAGCAGGCAUUAGCUACAGUAACGUGUGGGGUGACCACAAUCGGUUGCUGGAACAGUGUGAUGUACCUUGGGUUAUGUCUGAAACUAUCACAGAAGUAGAACCAGAACUUGGACAACCGCCAAAGAUAGAGGAUGGCGAGGUGGAUGACCCAGAGCUGAAGGCCAUUAAGAUGAGAGUACGAGAAAUGGAGGAGGAGACCGAGCGUCUUAAGGGACUCUCUGUAAAGGAGAAGUCCGUGCCACCUAGCCCCCGGACUGGCAUACCCCCUAUACCUUUGAGUGCGGAAGAGAAGAAGGAGGCUGACCAACGAUCUGUCUAUGUUGGGAAUGUUGACUAUGGAAGUACUGCCAAAGAUUUGGAGUCCCAUUUCAGUAGCUGUGGCUCAAUUAACAGAAUCACUAUCCUGUGCGACAAAUUCUCCGGACACCCCAAAGGCUAUGCCUAUGUUGAGUUUGCUUCAAAAAGCUCUGUGGAAGCGGCUAUAGCAUUGGAUGAGACAGUGUUCCGUGAAAGAACUAUCAAGGUACUGGCAAAAAGAACAAACCUGCCUGGGAUCAGCAGCACGGACAGAGGAGGAUUCAGAGGCAGACCCCGGGGUCAGAGAGGGAAUUGCCAAAGAGGACAGCGGGGCCGAGGCAGACCCUAUAGCUCACCUACCAAUGUCAGGGCAAACCACGUAAACGGGAAGCACAUGGCAGUGGUUGACAGUGAUCUAACAGAUGUUCAGAUCGUGGAAGGAGAGACCAAUUGAAUAACAUAAUGGCACCAACCACCAUCGAGGACCGGUGUCU
This is a messenger RNA of Pelobates fuscus (common spadefoot toad), 846 nucleotides long. It is a transcript of the gene PABPN1L, whose product is annotated as PABPN1 like, cytoplasmic. The record is from RefSeq and is a predicted model, not a curated record. Gene Ontology annotation, molecular function: poly(A) binding. The coding region runs from base 48 to 806 and encodes 252 amino acids. Gene Ontology annotation, cellular component: nucleus. The transcript has 9 exons. NCBI's taxonomy places the organism in Eukaryota, Metazoa, Chordata, Amphibia, Anura, Pelobatidae.